This is a messenger RNA of Paecilomyces variotii, 1872 nucleotides long. RefSeq lists its product as hypothetical. Bases 230 to 1645 code for a protein of 471 amino acids. The transcript has 4 exons. The record is from RefSeq and is a predicted model, not a curated record. NCBI's taxonomy places the organism in Eukaryota, Fungi, Ascomycota, Eurotiomycetes, Eurotiales, Thermoascaceae.
CUUCGCCCAAACCUCACUCGUCACCAUCUCCCGCUUCUCUUUCCACAUCUCCAAUUCUCCAUAAUAAUAGCUCAGACACCAGCAGCCCUACAGCUGUGCUUACAUACACGCGUCUACCUAUCACUAACUAGUUAAUAUCGUCGUUUUUCCUAUCUACCUCCCCCAGAACUGGUGUUCUCUUUUCGCUCCAUUAUCCCCCAACAACAUCAACCGACUCACCUCCAUCACAAUGUCUGCAGUCACCAUUACCAACAACCCCCCAGCGCCUGCAGAGCCUAAGGGUGCUAAGAAGAAGCGCGCAAAGAGCUCCGGUUCCAACAAUGUUUCCAAUGCAGCCCCAGCUUCGAUUCCUGACACUCCUUCGACUCCAACGGAGUCGGUCAAUGGAGCUACUGACUCGUUUGAGAGCGCCGUUAUGAGAGACCUCCAGAAGAGCUUGCGCAACGCUGUGAAGAAGCUGAACUCCACCUCUAAAGUCGACAGUAUUAUUGCAGAGAAUCCCGGAAAGUCGCUCGAUGAGCUCGUCGCGGAGAAGAAGAUCAACCAGGACCAGAAGGCACAGGCACUGAAGAAACCAGCCCUGCAAGCCAACGUUGCACAGCUCGAGGAACAGAUCGCUCAGUACAAGCAGUUUGCCUCUCACUAUGAGGAACGUCUUGCCAAUCAGAAGAGUUCUCUGGAGAAGGUACAUAAGGAAGAAUUGGAUGCAGUGCGAGAGAAGGUUCUCGCUGAGGCAGCAGAGUCCAACAAAAAGAGCUUCAGAGACCAACUUCUGAUCUUGAGCAAGUUCUUGCGUGCUGCUGCCGCCAUGAGACGUGCUGGUGAUGAGACCUCUGCUGAGAGCCGUGCCUUCGAGGGUGUCCUGUUCCAGGUCUACGGUGGCACUGACGAAGCGGUCGACUCAAUGCUAAAGCUGAUUGAAGGUGUGGAAGAGAAUAUCAUUAGCGUCGAAGGGGAAGCGCUAGAAGUAUCUUACGGCAAAGUGAAGCAGGCUUCUGAGGAGUAUGCUCCGGCUCCCGUGGAGGGUGCCUGGACUGAAGAGGCCCCAGCUGCCGAGACUACCGCGGCCUCCGAUCCUACUCUCGCCAAUGCUGGCGCAACUGAACUCCAGGACAGCUCUGUGGCCGUCCAGAGUGCUACCUCCAAUGGCUUUGCGGACUCUGCGGCUUCGCAGCCAGAGCCAACGUCCGCAGCUCCUCCUCAGACUAUCGCUGAAGAUGGAGCCAAUGCUCAGGCACAUUCCUGGGACCCGCAAGCUUCUGAUUCUUUGGCAGCUUCAACCAACGCUGAUGGCUGGGUCGAAGUGCCGCGCGAUCCCACUGAGACCGAUACCGGUAUUCAGAACACUCCUGCGGCCGUCCACGGUUCUAACAACUGGGCUGAGGACGUCCCUAAGCCUACCGCAGCCCCUGCCAAGGGAGAGGGCGAUGGCUUCGAACCGGUUGUUCACCACCAGAGACAGCCCAGCCAACGUGGUCGAGGACGUGGACGUGGACGCGGUGAUGGAUUCCGUGGCCGCGGUGGCCGAGGUGAAUUCAGGGGCAGAGGCCGUGGCCGCGGCGAGUUCCGCGGUGGACGCGGACGAGGUGGCUUCGGUGGUCAACAGAAUUCUAACGGAUCUGCCGCCCCUAUUGCUGCGCAGUAGACGCUUUACAUCACCAUCCUCCGGGUCUAAAACUUGACUCCCAUCGUCGCAGUGAAUACCGAUCGCGCCUACAGUCCUCGUGCCCCGCGUCUGGCCACCUGUGUUGCUCCUCCUCUGACUUGUCUCUUCUUGUCCAUCCUCUGUCGGCGUUGUCGGUUAUGAAGCAUGUUCUUUCGGGCCCAAAAAAGGUAAAACAUGAGUUGCAUAUGAGGUCUCUGGGCGAACUU